GGGACAGAAUGGCGAUCAGGUUAACGACGGGCUAUUUCAGAAUCUUAACAAAUACCCUUAAAAAAAGCGGAAUUAUCACCGCUUUCAAACCGUCACAGUGUUGGACAUGCAGAUUAGGGGCAAAAAGGCAUCUGCUUUCAGAGGAUGUGAUUCGGCUGCAUGAAUUCCAGCAAAGAAAAGUAGCUGUUGCUCAUCAGAUAUAUGGAGACAAAGAUAACUAUUUUCAGACGCUGGAUAAAAGGCUGCAGAGGAAUGAGCUUGUCCUUAAAGAUGAAUUAAAACUGGUCUUGCAUUUGUGCCAGACCCCAGAAGAUGUGGAAGUAGCCAAGAAUGCCAUUUACAGGUACCAUGAGGAAAAUGGAAAUGUGGCAUUUGGAGAGUUUAAGUUCGGACCUCUCUUUAUGAGGUUGUGUUAUGAGUUAGGACUGGAAGAGACUGCAGCAGAGCUGGUGAAAGACAAGGCUCUGAAAGGAUUCUUUUCAGAUUCAACUUCCUUCAACAUUGUUAUGGAUAUGUUGUUCAUAAAGGGAUAUUAUGACAGUGCUUUGGAGGUGCUGUUAGACAUGAAGAUCCAAGGAGUCUCAUUCAACAAGGACACAUGCACCCUGGCAUCUGCCAUCUGCUACAAACUGAACACUGCAGAGUCCUACAGAAUCUGCACUCUAAUACUGGAGGAGACCCAGAGUAAAGGAAAGCAUGUUCCUCGACAGGCCUUCUUCUUUGCAAUUGCUCUUGCACUUAAACAGGAGGACGUUGAGAGAGCCCGCUCACUCUACUCACAGAUUAUGAACACAGAAAGCAAAGUUUGCCUAAAUCUUAAAGUUUUACUGCUGGGCUUGUCAGGGGAUCUGAAGGACCUUCUGUCCUUUCUGGAAUCGGCGAUAGUGGCAGACACUCCUACAUUCGUCAAGAAGCCAGCCUUUUCUCAAGAGGUGCUUGAGACAGUCCGAGAGAAGAUGGAGGACAGCACUCAGCUGCACAGUCGAUUCGAGGACAUCUUUGCUAAGCUGCGUUUGUCCGGUCAGGUCACUGAUGUGACUCUGGAUAUAAUGCUGUGUCAUACUCCUAAUGCAAAGAAGAAACACGCGGCUCUUCUGGAUCAGAGGAGAAUCAGUCGAAGGACAUUCAGACCCCUGCAGUCAGCACUGCUGAUUGAGUAGCUGCAUGAAGCCCCCACGUUGAGACACUGCGCUGACCACACAAUGCAAUCCAUUUCACAAAUGAGACCAGACUGCUUUAAAGUAGAAAAACAGCAAGUGGUAGCAACUCAGAAAUAAACUUUGUAGGAAUGUAUUUCAAGAGCCCUAAAUAUUCUUGGGUGGUUUCUUUUUUUGUUUGUUUGUUUGUUUGCUUGAAGCAUUAAUAAUACUGCGUUCAGGUUGGAUUAUGGAAGUGACAUGUCUUAAUCUGGGAAUGCAAUGGAAUCCCUCUGGAAAUGGCUGUUGAGGACUCUUAUAAAAUAAUAGUUAACAAUACAAAUCUACAUGACAAUCACGACGACUGCUUUUGUUUAUAAGGAAUAUCGAGUGUGUGUUAUCUGUUCUUUUCACAAUAGUGUGUCUGGUUGUCCUGUCUAGUUGCUUUCCUUUUAUCAUGCUAAAUGAAUAUAAUACAGCUGCCAAGGACAAAACAUCUUUGUGUAUUCAUCCAUUUAGAUACAUUUUCACUGAAAACACUGAGAUCAUCAAAAAAAUGUUUUAGAACGCCUUGCAGGUGCUUUUUCAAGGACCUCAAGCUGUGGUUUGUAUGCUUUUUAACAUAUUGAGGAUGCUUACAGUGAGUCAGAUGUUUUAGUGGUUGUCUCCAAGAUGCUGAUCGUAUGUAAAUAUCUGCACAUAGCUUCAAGAAUUCUUCUGCGUUUCUCAUAACUUCAUAGCAACUUCACUUAAUAAUCAAACCUAAUUUGGAUCCUAAUUACGUCAUGCUGAGGUUUGACUGAUCUGCCUUCACUGCGGUUUGGGUGCACGGAAUUGGCUAUUUAGUGCUCAGAAUGUUCUUUUUCCCAUACUUGGUUUCAUAGCCAGUACAGUUUAAUAGUGCAGCCUGGAACGCAUCAGUUACUGUACCGCACACCACCCCUUUCAUCGCUCCUAGGCUCCGCCCACAUUGCUUUAUGCCCUGUAACAGAACAGAAAUUCAGAAUAUUCCAGCUGGUGACCAGGGAAUUUUUACAUUUACUGAAAAUCACUUCACAUAAACACAGCAUAGAUGUAUUGUAUAGAGUGUGAAUUAUUCACUACAAUUAUUGGAAAACAUUGUAAUAACCCUUUUUUUUCAGCAGACUUGGGUUCUGCAUUAAAACAUCAUGAGACUUGUUACCUUGUGCAACACAUUUCAAAGGCUUUGCCUCUUCGG
Molecule: messenger RNA, 2355 nt
Organism: Acipenser ruthenus (sterlet)
Lineage: Eukaryota; Metazoa; Chordata; Actinopteri; Acipenseriformes; Acipenseridae
Product: pentatricopeptide repeat-containing protein 2, mitochondrial-like
Exons: 10
Coding region: 9-1160 (383 amino acids)
Biological process (GO): multicellular organism development; mitochondrion organization; regulation of mRNA processing
Cellular component (GO): mitochondrion
Molecular function (GO): protein binding; RNA binding
Source: RefSeq, a predicted model, not a curated record